UCAAAUAAAAUAGAUGAAAUCAUGUCGAUAUAUUUAUUGAUAUAUUUAUUUCUAUAGUUUGACACCAUGCAUAAACAAACUGAAUGUAAAUCGAUGUUAGCAUCCCUAUAAGUGGAAUGGAACAAACGAUUUCGUCGUCCAAGAUGGCUGCCGUCUGAAAGUAGAUUGUGUUCAAUUUUACUUAUUUUACAAAUCCUGUGUGUUUGGGACACUUAUUCACAAUGAACGUGGUGCUGGCGGUGAAGCAGUAUGUGGCGAAGAUGAUAGAAGACAGUGGACCGGGCAUGAAGGUUCUACUGAUGGACAAAGACACGACCAGCAUAGUGAGCAUGGUGUAUGCCCAGUCAGAGAUCCUGCAGAAGGAGGUGUACCUGUUUGAGAGGCUGGACUCCCAGGGAAGGGAGAUCAUGAAGCACCUCAAGUGUAUCUGCUUUCUCCGACCAACAAAGGAGAAUGUUGAGUUCUUGUCACAGGAACUGAAGAAUCCAAGAUACGGAAUAUACUAUAUAUAUUUCAGUAAUGUCAUCAGUAAAAGUGAUGUGAAGGUCCUUGCAGAGAAUGAUGAACAGGAGGUGGUUAGAGAAGUACAGGAAUUUUAUGGAGAUUACAUAGCUGUGAACCCACAUCUGUUCUCAUUCAACCUCACUGGUUGUAGUCAGGGUAUCAACUGGACGUCUCAGGCCCUGGCCAGAAGUUGCCAGGGACUCACCGCUCUUCUGUUGGCUCUCAAGAAGUGUCCCAUGAUCAGGUUCCAGAACUCAUCCGAGAUGGCCAAGCGAUUAGCAGAAAAUGUCAGACAAGUCAUUUCCAAGGAGGCAGGUCUGUUUGACUUCAGAAAGCCUGAUGUGCCUCCACUGUUACUGAUCCUGGACCGAAGAGAUGACCCAGUCACCCCACUCCUUAACCAGUGGACGUACCAGGCCAUGGUUCAUGAGUUGUUAGGUAUCCAUAACAACAGGAUCGACCUGUCGUCCGUCCCCGGGAUCAGUCGUGACCUGAGGGAGGUCGUCUUGUCUGCAGAACACGAUGAGUUCUACGCAAGUAAUAUGUUUUUAAACUUUGGAGAGAUUGGCUCCAACAUCAAAGAACUGAUGGAGGAUUUCCAGAAGAAAACCAAGAGUCAGCAGAAAGUGGAGUCCAUUGCAGAUAUGAAGGCAUUUGUGGAGAACUAUCCUCAGUUCAAGAAGAUGUCUGGUACAGUUGCCAAACAUGUGACCGUGGUGGGAGAGCUGUCUCGCCUGGUGGGAGCUCACAAGCUCUUAGAGGUGUCUGAGGUAGAGCAGGAGCUGGCCUGCAAGUCUGACCAUUCCAACCACCUGCAGAGUAUCAAGAAGCUGUUCCAGGAUGAGCAGGUAUCAGAGCUGGACCUGGUGCGGCUGGUCCUGCUGUACGCCUUACGGUACGAGAGGCAUCCCAACAACGAGGUGCACUGGAUGAUGGACGCCUUGGGAAGGAGGGGGGUUAGUGACAGAUACAAGAAGCUUGUGUCAGCGAUUGUGGAGUACGGAGGGGCCAAGCGCCGUGGAACUGAUCUGUUCGGCACAGACAACACCAACCCCAUCUCCUUCACUAAGAAGCUCCUUAAGGGCCUUAAGGGUGUGGAGAAUGUGUACACUCAGCACACCUCCCUGCUGCAAGAUGUCCUGGAUCAGCUCAUUAAGGGUAAACUGAAGGAUGGGAGUUACCCUUACCUGGGCACCAGCACCCUCAGGGACAGGCCUCAGGAUAUCAUAGUGUUCACAAUCGGUGGAGUGACAUAUGAGGAAUCUCUGGCCAUCCACAACAUGAACAGGACCACUCCAGGGGUCAGGAUAGUUCUAGGGGGCACCACUGUUCACAACACAAAGAGCUUCUUGGAGGAGGUAUGGCAAGCGACACAAGGUCUGAGAUUCCAAUACACUAAUGCACAGGCCUCCCCUCAACACAGAUGGACAUGAGUCUUAUAUUCAAAUGGACAAAAAAAUGAUGCACAGAAUUAAGCACUUAACAGUCAACUUGCUAUCCUUCAACUGUGUAAUACAGAUAUCGCUUACGGCAUCAGCCCAGAAGUUGUAAUGAUGAAGUUGAAACUGUUUAUAUACUAGUAUUAUAAGCAAGGCUUAACUGUAGUCUUACCUGGAUCAGUACAGUCUGCAAUCAGGAAGGUGACAUGAGAAUGUAAUUAUCUAGAGAGACAUUGUCUGUUGCACUUAGGCUCUAACAAAUGUCGUUAAUACAUGUCUCGGCUGAUAACAUCUCUGUGAUCAGGUGUGGAAGUAGAAGGGAUAUACAUGUACUGCUGUGUUUUGUGAUAUUUGAGAAGCAUACAUGUUAUAAGCAUCAGGGUGCCAAGUUAUUACAUGUACUUCAUACCAGAUUGGAGUCUUUAACCUGAGUGGAAAAAUUUGCUUUGAUAUUGUUGCCCUUGGGCUGCAUUCAAAGAAUACCCCAAUUUUAGAUCUGAUAAAUUUGAUGUUGAAACCUAGCCUUGAGCUGGCUACAGAGCACUGAUCAAUACCCAUUGUGGAGUACAAUUUGGGUGAUUUGAGCUGCGGUUCUGAAAUUGAUUCCAGAUCAGCAAUCACAGCCCCUUUCCUGUCAAGAAGAAAGACCAAAAAGCUAGGUGCACAACUGUGGGUACACGUAAGAGAAAUCCACUUCUAAAAUCACUGUAGCAAGUGAACACAUUUUUUACACUUGACUGAACAGGUACAUGUAGUUGUGUGGAUAACUAAGGCUUUUUGCCUUCCGGGUUGAUUGGAUACUGCAUUCAGUUAUCUAUGCAGCAUGAAAAUUUUGAUAGAUACUGAAAAGAGUCUGCAGUUUCAGUUACGAUAUUAACAACACAAUUUGGAAAUGCUAGCACCUGUUUUCAGCUGUCAUUAGUUCACACUGGCCAAGUGAAUAUUGCAGAUAUUUUACAGUAUUCACUGUAUGGAAAAGUCAUGUGCGUAUUACAAUAUAACAUGCAUUUCAUUGAAACUGAGCCCGCCAUUAUCAGAGUAUAGAAGCGAGUCACAGAAAGACUAGACCAAACAGAUUUGGAGAGCACUAAAAACGUAUAAAUUAACUAGAAUUUCUCCCUCUGGGCCUUUGCCUGUCAUGAUGUUUCUUGUCCAUAUGUUAACAAAUGGCAUAUCAUUGUGGAAAGCGGAAACUUUGAAUCAGUCUGCGGGUCAUGAGUCAAGCAGAAGAAGCCCUCUGAUUGCCAGACUAAUGCAAUAUAAAUCACAAUUUUGCUGCUGGAUUAGUUUUCUUGACCUGUGGCACACUUAAUGUUAAUCCAUGCAGGAGAGAAUUGUAGUUGACCUGUAGUGUGGUACCAGUAAUGCCCUGAGGAAUACGGUAAAAUGAUUUUAAUUUGGAAGGGGUGAAUUUCAUCAACUGUCAGGUAUCAAGUAAAUGCUACACCCUGACUAGCUAAUGUGUAUCCAUAGUCCAGUUCAAGUGGUAAGCAUACAGAACAAACUGCCAAAGUUGUCAGAACAAAGAGGCCCAAAGUUGCUCAAUUCUUCCAAUUUUACAGAUACCAUCAUACUUUACAUCAGUGAGGUUGUCUGCAGAGGUGCCACAGGCAUCUUAUCUCCUGGGACUUGUCUGUCACUGGAGGGAGCACAUUAACCUUGACACACCUUGAAUGUGUUCUACUUUGGGGAGGUUCAUGAAAUAUGCAGGUGUCGAUGUGAAUUGUACAGACGUGUUAAGUGAAACAAGGAUUUGCAUUGCAUGUUAUCAUUUGGGGUGAUGAGGUAUUAAGGUUUUCCAGGUGUAUGAACAGUUGUAUUCUUCUGUUUUCACUUAUAUUUAUGCUUAUGUUUAACCAAUGGUUGCUACAGUGAAGUCUCGGCAGAAGAAGAACAACAGCACAGAUAAAGAAAGUAUUGUAGAAAUGUAGAUAUGUGCAAACUGUAAGAUGCAUAUGGUCUGUUAAAACGUUUGUUGGAAUGGGAAUGUGACGAGUUAUUUUUGCCCAUGUCCCCCGACUAGACUAUUGAUAUAGCAGGUGCGAAAGUAUUCAUUUGUGUAACUAUGCUUACUUUGCAGCAUUGUUAAGGCCACCUCUCCACUAGAUGGCGAUUACUGAGCAGCCAAAAUUGUGCGACCCUUGAUUUUUGUAAUUGGAACAUUAUACACGAUGUUAAAAAUAAUGUAACAUUUUUAAUUUGUUCAACUAUGAAGUUCAUGAAGUGAUCUGUCAAAUUUUCUGUUGCUCAGCAGUAGCAGCCUCUAGUGGAAACAGGAUGUAAAGAGGUCUUGAUGUAUGUUGGAAACAGGGCUACUCUCAAGAGGAGUACUUGUUUUGAUGAAUAGAUAUGAUUGCCAUUAUUCCCUUUAGAGAUGUAAGUACUGUGAUGACAGCUCCUAUUCCUGAUGUAUUAUACUGCAGAACAGAGUACCAUUGGGACUUGCCAUGAAUGACAUGCUUUACAAGUAAAGUACACAGUAGGGGAAUACAAACUCUUCAAGAGCAUUCAUCUAACAUUUCAGCUUAUAUAUUGUGCAAUGUAAUUUUAUCUUGCAUUUUUAUCUCUUGACAGUAAAACUGAUGCCAAAGUAGGUAUAUUGCUUUGCUAUUACAAUUUGUGCUGGCAUAAUUAAAUAUGCUGCACAAUAAUGACUACUUGUUUUUAUACUGUGUAGUACUAGUAGCAUUCACAUAUAAACAUGUAAACAUAUACAUGCAUAGCUAUAAACACAUGAAGUUGAUUACAUGUGUUUUACCAACACCAUGUAUAUUAAAAACGACAGAUGGGUGUACAUGUAUAUCGUACAUUAACCCUUAAUGAGAUUCCUUUAAAUGCGUAAACUGCUGAAAACAGUACAACAAAAUCCUGCAAAAAUCGUUGACAAGCCAGAGCGGUUUAAGCACGAAACCCGUUAAUGGCUUUCCCAUUUGCCAUCAAUUAGAGUAAUGUACCGGUAAUAU
Messenger RNA from Branchiostoma belcheri (Belcher's lancelet), 4906 nucleotides. RefSeq names its product vacuolar protein sorting-associated protein 45-like. The record is from RefSeq and is a predicted model, not a curated record. Gene Ontology annotation, cellular component: Golgi membrane. Lineage: Eukaryota; Metazoa; Chordata; Leptocardii; Amphioxiformes; Branchiostomatidae. Gene Ontology annotation, biological process: intracellular protein transport; vesicle-mediated transport. The coding region runs from base 222 to 1937 and encodes 571 amino acids. The transcript has 16 exons.